AUGAGGAAUAGGGUGCGUCUGCUGGAAGGAGGAAGCAAAGGCCAGAGCAGUGCGGAGCCUGCCCGCUGGAGGAGGAGUCACAUCCCCAGCGCCCGCCGCCUGGAACCGGUGCACGUGGCCCUGUUCCGAGACCCGAUCUCUGCAGGGGGAGGUGAGGGCGCCUGGGGACCCGCCCCGUCUUCACAGAGCACCCCGCCCCCAGCUCUGUGUCCCGCGGGUGGAAGUGAGGGCGGCGCGCCGUCGGGGCGCAGGGCCGGCCCGCGCAGGCGCCGGGAGUUCUGGAUGGGAAGCGCGGCCGCAUCUGUUUGCUCUCAGCCUCCGCCCGCUGCUGGGCUUUCUCACCCGCUGUGGGCGGAGGGUUCCGGGAACUCGCUCUGCCCUGACCGACAGCAGCGGAGAAACUGCAGCCUGCGACUCCGACUGGAGGGCGCCCGGGCUGCUGGCCUCCGGGCCUCACGCAUCCCAUCGUGGUUCUGGCUCUCCCCAGCCAGGCCCCGCCCCAUCUGGCUUCAGCCUCACUGCAUCCAACUUCCCUUCACGCUCACGUCGGAUGUAAACCCACGUCCACAGCAGGGGCUCCGCCUCUCCGCCUUUCUCACCCGGGCGGGUCAGAACAGCCCAGACACUCAGGCCAAGGCCGUGAGUCACCCCGAUCGUGUGUCUCGCUGGAACUCCUGCCCAGCCUCUGCGCCCACCGAGGCCGGCUCUCCAGGUCUGUCCCGCCCCGGCCUCUGCCGGCCCCAAGGCCUCGCCGGCACUCAGGAGUCAGCCUUCCGCACCGCCUACAUGACAGUGAAGUGA
This is a messenger RNA of Rangifer tarandus platyrhynchus (Svalbard reindeer), 801 nucleotides long. The record is from the annotation of a GenBank genome assembly. NCBI's taxonomy places the organism in Eukaryota, Metazoa, Chordata, Mammalia, Artiodactyla, Cervidae.